Sorghum bicolor (sorghum) is the source of this 1379-nucleotide messenger RNA. RefSeq lists its product as uncharacterized. The transcript has 3 exons. Lineage: Eukaryota; Viridiplantae; Streptophyta; Magnoliopsida; Poales; Poaceae. Bases 50 to 1231 code for a protein of 393 amino acids. The record is from RefSeq and is a predicted model, not a curated record.
GCGGAGGCGAGGAAUCCAAUCAAUCGUCGUUAGCGGCGGUGGUGCAGCGAUGGAGAUAGGCAUGAGACCCGUGGAAGCGGCGCCGGAUGAGGAGAGGAUAACAGCGGAGGUGAGGGUGCGUACGGUGGCUGUUGUUGCGGCGGAGAGGGCGGCGCAUCAUAUGAGGCUGGAGGAAAGGAGGAUGGCAGAAAGGGGUUUACAGGAAGAAGACGGAGAGGAUGUGGAGUACGACUUCUUCGCCGUCGAGGCUAGCCAGUUUAGGGAGACAUGGAACCAGCGAUAUUCGAGCUACUACGGUUGCUUCGAAGACACUACAAAGAUCCCAAACAAGCGUUUCACGUACAUGAAGCCUCAUGACCAUGCUAUGCCAAGAACUACCCUGCAGGUCUUUUCACUCAAAAUCGCAAAGCUGAGAGUGCCUUCACAGUGGCCGCUUCAGGUGUUUGGGAUGGUUGCCAUACGUGACUGCGUCGAUCACAAUCGCAAUAUCAUCUUUGACCGCGCAAGAGACAACUGCCAAACCGUUACCCGAGAGGAUCCAUAUUUGAAACUGACCGGCCCUACACGUUCUGUUGUGGUGUUGGACCCUGCGACCUUUGAGGUUGAUCUGAAAGUUAAGGGUACUACUGAGUCUGAGGAUCAAUGGUUGAGUUUUCUAGCUGUAACUUACCGCCACUUCUCUCGGUUUGACUCGCACCUUCUGGAAAGGGAUUAUGCUAGCAAGCUUAGCGAACUACAGUUUCAACUUGGCUCUAUUAUUUAUUCAGUGGAGGCAACAAUCGAGGUGCGAAUUACUAGUGGAUCAUGGCCACAUGGUUUACGAGCCCAGUUUACUGCCGGUACAGCCAGCAUACCUGGUGCAGAACUCAUCUUACUAGAUUCUGGUGACCAUGGAGUGCCAGUUGCUGAAAUUGGAAGACGUAUUGAGCUUUCGCGUUGUGUUGCAUCUGUUGAAGUUGAUGGCGAGCUGAGGGUUCGUGUGAAGGCAUUUCUAGGUGAUAAGAUUGUGGUAAACAGAGUGAAGGCUUUUAAGUCUCGCACAACUGGUGUAAGCAACGAGAGUCUUAGGGUUCACUUCGACAGAGAGAUUUCCCAGGCUCAGACAGCUGAUGAAGGUGAGAUUUCCAAGGCUAAUACAGCUGGUAAAGGCGUCGGGCCUCUUGGGGUUGACUUCCUUGGCUGCUGCACAUUUGGUUUUAAUAUCUCCUGGUCGGUUAUUUCGUCACGGUGAUUGUCGUUUCUGUUGUAUCCCAUUCAUUAGUACAUGAUACAUGAUAUUGUGAUAUGAGGUGUCUGGAAUAGAUCGAGUUGUUUUUUUUUCCCUUCUUUUUCGCCUGGGUGUGACAAUUUUCAAGAGAUGGUGCCGUCUUUUUUUUUUA